AUGCAUUUCUUUUCCAAGACAACCAUCGCCCUUACGGUGGCUCUUGCUGCCUUCUCUGAUGCCACUUCCCAUGGACGCCACAGAUACCGCCAUUUCAACCGCCAGGAUUCCAGCGUCAGUGUGCCUCUCGGCACUGGCUAUCCUACCCCAACCAGCACUAUGGGAGAGGCCCCUGCCAAAAAGCCAGUUGACACCUCUUUACCUGGAAUGACUUCCGUUUCUGUUCCAACGGGCACAGGAUCAAACCCAAAGCCUACUCCUCAUGACCCAAGCUGUACUGUGAUUACUUCUGUAGUCUCCUAUACCUUGGGACCCGGCAACAGUGUUACCUCAUACACUUACACAACUUCCGUUCCUAUCACCCAUGAGACUCGCACCGUUAUCCCCACUCCUGUUGGCCCUCCAUCAAGUGUCACGCCCACUACCAGAACCACCACUUCAACCAGCACAUCCACUUCGACUGAAUGGGUUACUGUUACCGAAAAUUGCACCAGCGCCUCCCAGGGCGCUCCCGGCAGUGCUCAAACGAAGGCUCCAGAGAAGCCAGCUGGCAAUCCCGGCCAGGCUCCUACCAACGCUCCACAGCCACCAGCUGGCGCUCCAGGUCCUGAUAAUACUUGCCCUUGCCCUUGCCCUCCCCCCUUCACAGCUACUGUCACAGCUACUGUCACUCAGGCAACUGCCACUGUUACCAUGACUGUCACCACCGAACCAAAGCCAACCAAGGCUCAGGAAGCUGGUAACCACGCUCCAGCUGUGAAGUCGCCCGAUCAAGCCACCCCUCAAUUCCCUUCUUUAAAGCCCACCCACCCAGCCCAUCCCAGCCAUCCUAGCCAUGGUAUGCCCCACGGUACCGGCUCUCCAGCCUACCAUUUUCCAACCGGUCUUGCUUACUAG
Messenger RNA from Trichophyton rubrum CBS 118892, 897 nucleotides. RefSeq lists its product as uncharacterized. The record is from RefSeq and is a predicted model, not a curated record. The coding region runs from base 1 to 897 and encodes 298 amino acids. The transcript has 3 exons. NCBI's taxonomy places the organism in Eukaryota, Fungi, Ascomycota, Eurotiomycetes, Onygenales, Arthrodermataceae.